AUGACUCGAGCGUUCCUCCUCCUCGUCGCGCUAUCCGCGUUAUUAGCAGUUGCGGCUGGCGUCGCUGCCGCAACUAACCCCCCCCGCUCAGGCAAGAUCGCUCUGCGUGGCGGCGACGGCAGCGUGACCAGCGGGACCACAACACCUGGCGGGCGCGGCGGCAGCGGCGAUUCCCACACCGUUUCGCACGGCGACUCGCACGGCGAUUCGCGGCACGGAGGGAUUCUUGGCGGCGGGAGUGACGAGGAGAGGGAGGACGACGACGGAGGCCACGGCGGGCAUGGCGGCCGGGGGCAUGACAGCGACGAGGACGACUCUUCUACUGAUGACGACCAUAACAGCGAGCACGAGGGCGAAGCUAACAGCGAUGAUGAUAGCGACGACGACAGCGAGCAUGGCGGUGGUGGCAGCAGCCAUGGCGGCGGGCUGUGCGGGCGGGGCGGGUGCAGCAACGAGUCAGGCGAGGUGGGGUACUGGAAGCUGCCCGACUAUGGCCGCUGCUCCAUCGGCACCGCCAGCAGCGGUGGUGCGCCGAGGAAGGCAGAUGAGGCGUGGUAUCUCUUGACUCUCACGACCGCCACAGCAGCGAGCAGCGAGGCAAGUGCGUCCUCCUGCCGGCCGUGGACGCGCUCACGCCCGAGAAGGCCCGUAAGGGGCGGUGCGGCACCAACACGGGCGGCGACACGGUGCGCGUGGGGCGGCGGUGUGCCAGACCGCUCCUUCUGCCUCUACACCGACCGCCAAGUGCACGUCAACAUGGCCAUGCGCGGCUACCUCGACCACCGCCCCCUCCCGCCCUCUGCUGGUAACCGUAGCAUGCUGGCUGCGGCUCGUUUUGUCAACGGCUCGGCCGUUCGCACGUGGAUCCGACAGCUGGCGAUCAUGUGGCACGACGGCGAGAGCAGCAACAGCAACAGCACAAGUGCUCACUCACUCGUGCUGAUGGCACGGGAUGGCAAGGAGCAGACUCGCGGCGCUCAAGGCUUCCUUGCAUCCGCCACUCUUGACAACAAGCCUCUCCCACGCCUGACUCUUGGCGAGAGCCAUGUUCUCUCGAACGCGCAGCUGAUUCUGUCCUUUGUGGGCCAGGAGAAGACCGGCCCGUUCGACGUGGACGUGUACACCCUCCGCCUGGAAAAUCUCCUGGAGCUCGAGCUGAAGCUGCGCGCGGCGCACCCUCUGUUGCAAACACCUGAGGACGCGCAGGUGCACAUCAACCUGAUGUUUGUGGACUCGAAUCCGAGCAGGCAGGUGCACGGGGUGAUGGGGCAGACGUACCGCAGCGGCAGGGAGCAGCGCACCAUGGAGUAUUCGAGGCUUGCUGCUCUGCUGCACCACCCUGUGUCGGUGGAUGGGGAGGAGGGCAAGGGGUUUCUGGAUGGGCAGGUGGGGGAUUAUGAGAUGUCGGGAGUGACUGCCACUGACUGCAGAUUCACUGCUUUCAAUGGCGGCCAGCUGCCUCUGCUGGCAGAGGAAUGA
Molecule: messenger RNA, 1479 nt
Organism: Closterium sp. Naga37s-1
Lineage: Eukaryota; Viridiplantae; Streptophyta; Zygnematophyceae; Desmidiales; Closteriaceae
Source: the annotation of a GenBank genome assembly